Molecule: messenger RNA, 579 nt
Organism: Entamoeba dispar SAW760
Lineage: Eukaryota; Evosea; Mastigamoebida; Endamoebidae
Exons: 1
Coding region: 1-579 (192 amino acids)
Source: RefSeq, a predicted model, not a curated record
AUGGAAACUAUCUUUGAUAGUGUUACUAUUAUUUUAAUAGUUAUUGGAAUUGGUAUUGUAAUAUACUAUGGAUAUAUUCAUUUCGCACAAAAGAAAGAAACUAUAAAUAUAAAGCAUCAAAUCUUUGAAGUAGAAAAAAACAAACGAAGAAUUCAACGAGAAAUAACAGUACAAAGAAAUUAUUUAAAUCAUUUAAUGAAACAAGCCAAAAAAACAAUAGAAAAAGAGAAGAGGGAUGAAGCACAAGGAUUAGUACCCUCGAAAGAAAUUGCACAAAACAUUAUUUUUACACGCAGAAAUAUUAAUUCAUUUGAGAGAAAAGUUAAAGAAAUUGAUGAGUUAAUAAAAGAGAUGAAAAAGGCUAAAAGUAAUAAAGACAAUGAAGAAAAACUCAUAGAUAUUAAUAAAAAAUAUAAAGAACUUAACAAACAAAGUUAUGGUCAAGAGAGUCAAAAAAUAAUCAAUAAUUUCAAUAACACCAAAAAUGAAUUAGAAAUUAAUGAAAAUGAAAUUGAAGACUUAUUAAAUGAAUUAAAUGAAGAAUCAAAAACUCAUAUCAAACAACGUAUAAUUAAUUGA